AGCACGGAUAGACUCCGGGGUUCAGAGGAGCAGAGGAGCAGAAACUCUCACACUAAAACACGGAUUUUCUCUCCGCGCUGACUACAGGAGGAGGACGCAGCGAACUGAAAGGAGGACGGUUUUACUCACGGACCAGACGCGCCUUUACGCACGGACACAGGUGGAUGCUGGGGAACCGGACCGUUUUCGGAGAUGUUACCCCUGGCCGAGUUCGGGGCUCUGUCGGCCCUGGCAGCUGCGCUCACCUCCAUGCUGUCCGCGCUGCUGCUGCUGGCUCUGACUCGGCAGCUGUGGAGCCUCCGCUGGACUCUGACCCGGGACAAGGAGAGCAGUCUGCCGCUGCCGAAAGGCUCCAUGGGAUGGCCUCUGGUCGGGGAGACUUUCCACUGGCUGUUCCAGGGAUCCAACUUCCACAUCUCGCGCAGAGAGCGACAUGGAAAUGUGUUUAAGACCCACCUCCUGGGGAAACCCGUGGUCCGAGUGACGGGAGCGGAAAACAUCCGGAAGAUCCUGCUGGGCGAACACAGCCUGGUCUGCACCCAGUGGCCACAGAGCACCCGCAUCAUCCUGGGGCCCAACACCCUGGUCAACUCCAUCGGAGACCUGCACAAGAGGAAGAGAAAGAUCCUGGCUAAGGUGUUUAGCCGCGGGGCUCUGGAGUCCUACCUGCCUCGGCUGCAGGAAGUCGUCAAGACUGAAAUCGCCAAGUGGUGCUCGGAGCCGGGAGCCGUCGACGUCUACAGCGCCGCCAAAUCGCUGACGUUCCGCAUCGCCGUGCGGGUCCUGCUGGGUCUGCAGAUGGAGGAGGAGCGGAUCGUCUACCUGGCGCAGAUCUUCGAGCAGCUGAUGAACAACCUCUUCUCGCUGCCUAUCGACGCUCCGCUCAGCGGGCUGCGCAAGGGCAUAAAAGCCAGAGAGAUCUUACACGCCAACAUGGAGAAAAUCAUCGAGGAGAAGUUGGAGCGGCUACAGGCAGAGGAGGAAUAUCACGACGCCUUCGACUACAUGCUGGCCAGCGCUAAGGAGCUCGGCCAGCAGAUCAACAUCCAGGAGCUCAAGGAAACCGCAGUAGAGUUGAUCUUCGCCGCUCACUCCACCACAGCCAGCGCCUCCACAUCUUUAGUCCUGCAGCUCCUUCGCCACCCGGUGGUUGUAGAAAGGGCCCGAGUGGAGCUGGAGGCUGAGGGCCUUGGCUACGAUAACUACAGUCCACCGGGGGUCAGGAUGGAGAAAGAAGAUGACGCUACAGAAACCACCGGCCUGCUGAACAUCCAGAACAACAGGGAUGGUUUUCCUCAGACUCAGUCUCACAUCCCCUUCCUGAGCCUGGAUAAGCUGAGUCAGCUUCGAUACGUGGACUGUGUCGUCAAAGAGGUUCUGCGCUUCCUGCCGCCGGUCUCCGGAGGAUACCGCACCGCCCUGCAGACGUUCGAAUUAGACGGCUACCAGAUCCCGAAGGGCUGGAGUGUAAUGUACAGCAUCCGGGACACCCACGAGACGGCAGCGGUCUUCCAGAGCCCCGAAAUGUUUGACCCGGAUCGGUUCGGUCCGGACCGCGAGGAGAGUAAAUGUGCUCGGUUCAGCUACGUACCGUUCGGCGGCGGCGUUCGGAGCUGCGUCGGGAAAGAGCUGGCGCAGGUCAUCCUAAAGACUCUGGCUGUGGAGUUGAUCGGGACGUGCAAAUGGACUCUUGCCACGGAGAACUUCCCCAAGAUGCAGACAGUGCCGAUCGUACAUCCGGUGAACGGGCUGCACGUGAAUUUCACUUACAACCACCCACUUUAGAUCACUCCCCCUCCCAAAGACGAAAUGUACUGUCCUCUGGACUCUUCCAAGGAGGUACGAGCACCUCGCCUGGCUGUGAUGGUGCAGUUCAGAACCCCUUCUGCUACCACGGACAUGAAGGAGGGGUUCGUGUGGACAUCCCUCAGGGGUUUGGUCCAAACCUCAAACAAACACUUCCUGUUGUAGCACAAGUUUGUUUCCAACCACCCAAUGUUUUCCAGAGCUUCCCAGCUUUCACCACACAUCUUUAAGUUAUUCAUUUCCUAGCAUUUAUCUUCUUUGAGGAAAUACCCGCUGAAUGGACAGCAAGCACACUUGAGUUUCUUUUCAGAGCUGAAACAAAAAAUCCAAAGUGUUUGGGCUCAAUAGGUCAUCUGGAAAGGCAAGGUUUGACUGUCAGACAGUGUUUCCACAAGCAGUUUACAGAUGUUAGAAUCCACUCAGGGUUUGACACGUUGUUAACCUCUUGGUAAAUUCAGCAUCCUAUCAGGGCCCAUGUCCUCAAGGCGCCUUAAUGAUUCCAAUAAGAACUGAGCGCAUGCCGUUCUACAGAACAAUACAUUUACAGAAACGCUGGUAGCAGGGGCCAGAAAGAGCUGCUAUGUGGACACGGGGCCUUAGGACAUAUCGAAACGCUUCAUGUGCUUGCUGUGCUGAAUCAGACGGUGUUCCCAAAAACUCACAAACAUGCAGCCAGUAAAAGCCUUCAAGUCCAGGGACAGAAAUGGGGACUCCACCUCCAAUGACUCUGCAGAAUCAAAAGGAUUUAGAGACUUUAAAACCAGUCAUGUUCUUUAGUCUUUCAGUGGAUUCUUUUUAUACAUCUCAUAACCUGAAUUGCCUUUGAACAAGGCACUGGAUGCCUGCCAGCUCAAUGGACUUUCAUAAUUCAAUCUCAGAACACGUUUGGAAUAUACAGUAUUUCCAGACCCUCGCCGGACACCGGACUCUAACUUAAAACACUUGGACACAUGCAGCCACCCAAACAUUCAAGCUGUUCUGUUUUCUGAACAUGAAUGAAUAUAUCAUCAACAGUGCUAUUAUGUGUGUAUCAAAUGAAGUAGCAUUCUGAAUAAGCUGUAUUUAAAAUGCAGAUGUAUCACGUAUGUUGUACUUGUACUCUGUAACGAUACUUGCUGUAAUUAUGAAUAGAUAGAGACACUAACCUGUAAUGUCCUGACUUUGUCUCACUGCUAUAUUUCAUUGUGUAGAGAAGCAUAUAUAGAGAGUAAAGCUAUUAUUAUUUGUAUUAUUAUUGUUAUUGGUCUACAUUUAGGACUGUUUCUGUCUUGAAGCCUAAUAGACGCGCUGUGAAAUCUUACGGUACGGAUGGAUCUGUGGAAGGAGAUAGCACUUUCUCCGCUUUAAGGAGUCUGUAUAUACGUGUCCUGUUUGAGUGUAUGUGAUGUAGCUGCUGUACAGUCCGUGUAAAGAG
Eleginops maclovinus (Patagonian blennie) is the source of this 3220-nucleotide messenger RNA. It is a transcript of the gene cyp26c1, whose product is annotated as cytochrome P450 26C1. Gene Ontology annotation, biological process: sterol metabolic process. The record is from RefSeq and is a predicted model, not a curated record. Bases 193 to 1785 code for a protein of 530 amino acids. The transcript is spliced from 7 exons. Lineage: Eukaryota; Metazoa; Chordata; Actinopteri; Perciformes; Eleginopidae. Gene Ontology annotation, molecular function: heme binding; iron ion binding; monooxygenase activity.